Leptopilina heterotoma is the source of this 713-nucleotide messenger RNA. RefSeq lists its product as uncharacterized. NCBI's taxonomy places the organism in Eukaryota, Metazoa, Arthropoda, Insecta, Hymenoptera, Figitidae. The record is from RefSeq and is a predicted model, not a curated record. Bases 87 to 689 code for a protein of 200 amino acids. The transcript is spliced from 3 exons.
UGCCCCAUCCAUAUAACAAUUUCAAUAAUUUGUUCGGAAAAAUUAGAGAUGGUAAAUCAUUUGGCAACUGGUCUUUAUCUAACAUCAUGGAGAAACAUAUUCCUCCAAAUCAUAAAUCUAAUAAUUCAAGGCUGGAAAAAGGAAAUAAACCAACUAUUAUUUCGAAUGAGAAAUUAUCUGAACCGAUACCAUUAACAAAGACUAAAAAAGCAAAAAAUAAUUCUUUACAUAGCAGUAAAUUAUUGAAAGUGCCAAUAACGGGAAAAGCUGCAAGUACAAAUGCUGAAAACUUUCAAUCUGGUGUCAUCAAUAAUUUCCAGCAACAGGAAAACGCUACAGAUAAUAGAGCACAAAACAAUCAUCCGCCGGAAGACGCUUUUGCUAGAAGAAAUAAAAGAAGCAUUGACAAAAGUGAGGAAAAGUUUGACAAAGCAUUAGAUUCAUUUAAAUCGCUUACAGACAUGGUAACUCAAUACUACAAUAAAAAAAGUAAAUUGAUGUCAAUUAAAGAUAAUAAAAUAAAUAAACCACAACAGGAACAGCAUCAGCAACAACAUCAAUUUCAAGAUGGGUAUGAAGAAGAACUCUUAAAAAUGUUUAGAAAAAUUCCUUCAUAUGCAAAACACGGUGUUUUUGAAAUUUUAAUGGACGAUAUGGAAGACAUGUUACACAGGGCAGAAGUUCUUUAACUUAAGCGGGCUAUUGAUUAAAUA